AUGGAUAUUUCUACCACUCACUCGACCCUCACCACUAUUGGCGGAUGGGUGGUCAUUAUUGGAGUUGGCGGACUUGUCUGGUACCGUAACAAGCAAAAGCAGCAACAAAAGCGAACUGAACGUCGUGGUUCUUUCACUAGACAGUCAGGAAAACAAAAUGAAGUCGACUUGGGAAUCGACACUAAGAAAAAGACGGAGAAGCCCACAAAGCCAAAACCAAAGCCGAAAGCCCCGACAGAUACACCAACUCAGCCUGUUCCAUCAAAUGUAGAUUAUAAUCGCGAUGAGGUUGAGGCUGCAGAUAAGAAAGCCGACCGGGAGUUUGCUCGACAAUUAGCCAAUGCUCAUACAGGAACCAAAUUCAACACUAAGAAGUCGGAUGAGAAGAAACAAAAGUCUGUUAAGCAAUCUAAGGCUCAGGAGAUUUCCGAAGUACAGGCUGGAAAGAUAUCGGUUCCCUCCUCCCACGCCGGCGAUGCCGAUGAUGAUUUGUCUUCUCAAGCCUCUCCCGUUGUUGUAGCUGCUGAUGGCCGAGAUGUAUCAGACAUGCUCGAAUCCACUGCCUCCGGUCCCUCCGUCCUCCGUCUAACUGAUGUCGACUCUGUCAAGAAGCCCAAGGAGCGAAAGCAGAAGGCACCCGAAGUAGUUGAGACAAAGAAGCAACGUCAAAACCGAAAGAAGGCCGAGGCUGCUAAGGCUGCCCGUGAGGAGGAAGAGAAGGAGCGAAAGGUUAAGUUGGAACAGCAACGACGAACUGCUCGUAUUGCCGAAGGACGCGCUGCUAAGGACGGCUCUACCUUCGUAGCCAAUACUCAAAAUGCCUGGAAUGGCAAGCCUACUAACGGCGACGACAACACCGUCCAACCCUUAGAUACAUUUGACGAGAAGCCGAAGGCAGAGCCAGCGAAGGCUGCCAAACCUGCUAAGCCUACCGUUACGAAGGCUACUGAAGCCGCCAAGGAGAAAUCCGACCCUUGGAUUGCUGGUGUACCAUCUGAGGAGGAGCAGAUGGAGAUGCUUCGACAAGAGGACUCGUGGAACGAGGUCAAGACGAAGAAGAAGGGAAAGAAGAAGGACGUGUCCGGUGAGACGUCCACAGCUUCAGCACCGGCCACAAAUGGUGGUAGUACUCCGACUGCCAAGCCAUCGGCCCCAGUCAACGGCACCAACAAGAAGCCGAUCCUAACCAGCAGCAGCUCUUCUUUUGCUGCUCUCACUCCUGAGGAGACUGACGAUAAUGAUGAGGAAGAGUGGGAUGUAUGA
This is a messenger RNA of Annulohypoxylon maeteangense, 1263 nucleotides long. RefSeq lists its product as uncharacterized. The record is from RefSeq and is a predicted model, not a curated record. NCBI's taxonomy places the organism in Eukaryota, Fungi, Ascomycota, Sordariomycetes, Xylariales, Hypoxylaceae. The transcript has a single exon. Bases 1 to 1263 code for a protein of 420 amino acids.